UCAUAUUUCCUCCUCGCCUCACAAUCUCUCUCUUUCCUGCUCUCCUUUCUCGUCCACAGGAGCCGCGUUUGCGCAGCGCCUGCCUCCCCGCCUUGCUUAGACAAGGAGCUAUCAGCCAGUCACGAUGGUUAGAAUCAGCGUUCUCAAUGACGCGCUCAAGAGCAUGUACAACGCGGAGAAGCGCGGGAAGCGGCAGGUGCUCAUCCGGCCGAGCUCCAAGGUCAUCAUCAAGUUCCUCACCGUCAUGCAGCGACACGGUUACAUCGGCGAGUUCGAGCUGGUGGACGACAGGCGGGCGGGCAAGAUUGUCGUGGAGCUGAACGGGCGGCUGAACAAGUGCGGCGUGAUCAGCCCUCGCUACGAUAUCGCGGUCGGUGAUAUCGAGAACUGGACCGAGCGCCUGCUGCCGUCGCGUCAGUUUGGUUACAUUGUGUUGACCACAUCCAGCGGCAUCAUGGACCACGACGAGGCCAGGCGGAAGAACGUGGGAGGCAAGGUGCUCGGCUUCUUCUACUAAGCCCGGCUCGUUGGGAUACCAGUUGUGAUGCUUUGGUCUGGUGGAUGGAAGCAUGAAUCAUGAUGCCAAAGCAGGGUGUUAGUGAUGUGACGGCAUUUGGCCAACCCAGCAAGCAGCCCUGCCCUGUCACCAGUAUCACCCAGUUGGCUCUGCCUAGCUUUUUGUUAGCCAUGCAUGGCCCCUUUAAUGUAAGAGGACGUGUAAAGCUUACAUCAAGGCAUAAUUUUCAUGUUGUCUUUUGGCCCUGUGAUAGAUUGGAGAAAGAGAUGCGUCGCCUUGUAUCCGUUUGAGGCCGAACCAGCUGUUAGAGGGGAUGAUUGUGCAGAAGGUUUUCGUCUC
Molecule: messenger RNA, 856 nt
Organism: Closterium sp. NIES-67
Lineage: Eukaryota; Viridiplantae; Streptophyta; Zygnematophyceae; Desmidiales; Closteriaceae
Source: the annotation of a GenBank genome assembly